This is a messenger RNA of Copidosoma floridanum, 1568 nucleotides long. RefSeq names its product U1 small nuclear ribonucleoprotein A. Gene Ontology annotation, molecular function: RNA binding. NCBI's taxonomy places the organism in Eukaryota, Metazoa, Arthropoda, Insecta, Hymenoptera, Encyrtidae. The record is from RefSeq and is a predicted model, not a curated record.
UGCAACACGCAAUUUUCGAGGUUGAGAGAUUGAUGCUAUAACGUUCAGUUGCAGUCAUUUAAUAUAGUGCUUAUAAAAAAUAUUGUGCUCAAAAACGUGUGAAAAUCAAGACAAACCUUAAAACACAAUGACGAUCGACAUUCGGCCAAACAACACUAUUUAUAUAAAUAACCUUAAUGAAAAAAUUAAAAAGGAGGAGUUAAAAAAGUCCUUGUAUGCCAUAUUUUCACAAUUUGGGCAAAUCUUGGACAUAGUGGCUCUAAAAAGUUUGAAGAUGCGAGGACAGGCUUUCGUCAUAUUCAAGGAAAUCAGCAGUGCUACAAAUGCUCUGAGAGCUAUGCAAGGAUUCCCAUUUUAUGACAAGCCUAUGCGAAUAAAUUAUGCCAAAACGGACAGUGACAUCAUUGCCAAACUAAAGGGCACAUUUUCGGAGAGGCCCAAAAAACCCAAGAGAGUGGUGCCAGCAGCUGAUGAAGAGGCAAAGAGAGCCAAGAAGAGGGCCAAAGAACAGGCCAAACAACAACAAAUGGGCUAUGCUCCAGGAGCCCUACCUCAAAUGGGCAUGACGAAUGCAGCUGUGCCGGAGCAACCUCCAAAUCAAAUUUUGUUCCUCACCAACCUACCGGACGAAACCAGCGAAAUGAUGCUGUCGAUGCUGUUUAACCAAUUCCCUGGUUUCAAGGAAGUGCGAUUGGUUCCAAAUAGGCACGACAUCGCAUUUGUGGAAUUCGAAAAUGAGGUGCAAUCUGGAGCAGCCAAAGAUGCUCUUCAAGGGUUCAAGAUAACACCGUCUCACGCAAUGAAGAUAUCAUUCGCCAAGAAGUAAAUGCAUCAAAUAACUUAGCUUUUAAAAAUAAUAUAUAAGAUUAAUUUUAAUGAGACUAAACUACACGAAAAAAAAUGGCAAGUCUCAAUUAUGUCGCUUAUAAUAUUCCGCCUUGUACAAAUUUUUGCAAUUAAAUGUUUUAAUCACAAAUGAGUGAGCUUAUAAUACUAUGUUUUUAAUGAUUAGCGAUACGUAUAAGUCAGAUAAAAAAGGUAAACAAGUAGGUAUUCAUUCAUUGAAACAGUUGCAUUCAACAACUGAUGUGAGAUGAAAUAAGAAUUAGCUUCCCUGGUUUCAAGGAAGUGCGCUUGGUUCCAAAUAGGCACGACAUCGCAUUUGUGGAAUUUGAAAACGAGGUACAAUCUGGAGCAGCCAAAGAUGCUCUUCAAGGGUUUAAGAUAACGCCGUCUCACGCAAUGAAGAUAUCAUUCGCCAAGAAGUAAAUGUAUCAUGUAACUUAGCUUUCAAAAAUAAUAUAUAAGAUUAAUUUUAAUGAGACUAAAUUAAACGAAAAAAAAUGGCAAGUCUCAAUUAUGUAGCUUAUAAUAUUCCGCCUUGUACAAAUUUUUGCAAUUAAAUGUUUUAAUCACAAAUGAGUGAACUUUAUAAUACUAUGUUUUUAAUGAUUAGCGAUACGUAUAAGUAAAAAAAGUAAACAAGUAGGUAUUUAUUCAUUGAAACAGUUGCAUUCAACAACUGAUGUGAGAUGAAAUAAGAAUUAGCAAAUAAAUUAUUUUAUAAA